AUGUUCUUCUACUUAACCACGCUAGGUCUGGCACGUAUCUUGACCGAGGAAACUCCCAAGGUUGUUAAGGGUGUAGAUGAGGUGAACACUCUCUUUCUGAUCGACAAAUGGAACGAUUCUGAGUUCCUUUGUCGAAACUACAUCCUUAACAAUCUUGCCGACUCACUCUAUCUUGUGUAUUGUGAGAUGAAAACGGUAAAUGAACUGUGGAAAUCUCUGGACAAGAAAUAUAAAUCGGAGGAUGCUGGGGCCAAAAAGUUUAUUGUUGGUCGUUUCCUGGAAUAUAAGAUGAGUGACUCGAAGUCUGUAAUCAGUCAAGUCCAGGAGCUUCAAGCUACUGUAAAAGCCAAUGUUGUUGAUCACGGACAAAACUCAAAACGGAAGCAUCCAAAAUCUUUCACGGCGCAACCCAAAGGACAAAACAUGAAAAAGAAGUUCUUAGGGAAAUGCUACAAUUGUGAUCGUAUGGAUCACAAGGCUUCGGAUUGUAAAAGGCCAAAGAAGAAAAAGCCUGAGGCCAACCUGGCAGGAGAACAGGAUAUGGAUCUCUGCGCCAUGAUCUCUGAGGUGAACCUAAUAGGUUCCAAUCCUCGGCAAUGGUGGAUCAAUACUGGAGCCACCAGACAUGUGUGCUGCAGCAAGGAGUUACUCCACAACUUCGAAGAAGUCACUGGAGAUAAACUGUUCAUGGGAAACUCAACAACCUUGGACAUAAUGGGCCAACGAAAGGUGGUGUUGAAAAUGACCUCGGACAAGGAUCUUACUCUGAACAAUGUGUUGAGGGACGCGAGCCGGGCAGUCAAUGCCGACGCCGCCCAAAUCACCUUGGAACUCAUGCAAAUCAUCCCAUCAAGGCAGAGCAUGCGCCCUCCUCGAUAA
Zingiber officinale is the source of this 879-nucleotide messenger RNA. RefSeq lists its product as uncharacterized. The transcript has 3 exons. NCBI's taxonomy places the organism in Eukaryota, Viridiplantae, Streptophyta, Magnoliopsida, Zingiberales, Zingiberaceae. Bases 1 to 879 code for a protein of 292 amino acids. Gene Ontology annotation, molecular function: nucleic acid binding; zinc ion binding. The record is from RefSeq and is a predicted model, not a curated record.